GUCGGUAGCUGUAAUUUGUAAAUGUCUGAAUACUCAGGAUAUUCGGGCAAUCUGGCAGGAUGUUAUCAAGUCUUCAAAGUAUGAGCAAAGAGCCAGUCUACCAGACCGUACUGAAGGCUGUCCUUAAAGUACAAAUCCAACAUUUGGUAGAUCAGCUCGCUAAUCACACUAAUGAGGAAUCCAUCAUUCUCACAGUCGGAGCAUCUGACGGGAGUCUUACCCAGCUGGGGUCCGAAUAUGGGAAAACAUUCCUCAAUAAUUCCGACGUUAAGGCAAACUUCAUACGACACUGCAUUAACAGAAAGAAGGAAAGUGACAGUCAAGCAGAAAGUCAGCUGAGUCAAGGAGAAAGUCAGCUGAGUCAAGCCGAAAGCUCACUGAGUCAAGCGGAAAGCCAGCUCAGUCAAGCAGAAAGCCAAGACAGUCAAGCAGAAAGCCAUUUAAGCCAAAUUGUAGCUAAGCUUAGUCAGGCAGAAAGUCAAAAGAGCCGAGAUGAAAGGGUGGAUAAUAUAGGACCGAUGCUUCCUCGCAAACUUCCAGCCCCUCAUCGUCGCAAACCAUACAGUAACAGAGGCAGAGGAAGACCAAGGAGCAGUAAGCAGGCUAUUGUGGUCAGACAGGACUUUAGUGACAACGACACUACAGAGGGUGUGACAGAUGAUGCCAGCGAGGCUGGGGAAAGCAUAACCUCUAAAUAUGAUUUGCCAACAAUUGGCAUAGAGGGCCUACUGGGUGUCAACCUAAAGACAGAGGUACCUGACACUGAUGAUACCUCAGUCUCAGAGAUGCAGAUCAGCCAGCAUGAGGAAGAUGCAGUGGGAACAAAUAUAUCUAGCAAGGACAAGACAGAGGACGAUAACAGUCAGGCGUUUUCUUUUCCACAGGAUGGCAGUUUCCCAGACUUUGUGAAGCGUGAAGAUGGAGCAUACGUCUGUGACAUCUGCUCUAUGAGAUUUACUGUGAAGCGUGAGAUGAUGUUCCACUGUCGUAUCCACACUUCACCACAGGUAUAUCCCUGCAAGCAAUGUCCAGGGGUGUUCAACACGCUAGGUCAUCUCAAGUCCCAUAUGUCAAUGACUCAUGAACCAAAGAGACCUCUACCAGAAUACCCCAACAUGAUCAGAGAGGAUGGUCAAUUUAAAUGCAUUCUCUGUGGUUAUAAACACAAGAAGAAACACCAGCUGGACCGCCACUUUCGCACUCACACCGGAGAAAGACCUUACAUAUGUGAUACAUGCGGAAACAGCUUUAACCAGCGCUUUGAGCUCACCAGGCACAUGCUCUUACAUUCCGAUAGGAAAGAUUUCAAGUGUGACAUAUGCGGUAACGAGUUCCGACGAAAAGAGCACCUCACCCGACAUCUUAUGCGACACAGUGGGGAACGACCGUUUCAGUGUGAGGAAUGUGGAAUGAGCUUUACCGAAAAGUCCACACUAAACAUGCACAUGAAAAUUCAUUCCGGCAAUGCUCCGCAUAAAUGCAACAAGUGUGGCCAUGCAUUUAAGGCUCGGUAUGAACUGACAACGCACAUGAGUGUUCAUACAGGGCUCAAGCCGUUUCCUUGCCAGUAUUGUUCGAAGACAUUCAGAAUCAAGCGAGGGCUUAUCUCCCACAUGACAAAUAAGCAUAAGGACAAAUCUGAGGACAUUCCUGUAGUUGCAACAAGCCCAGUGGAUGAUAAAACUGUUGAAGUGGCUCCAGAUACUGAGAAAUCUCCUGUCACUCCUCAUGGACCUACACUGUCAGAAUUAGUCAAAAAUGAAUUAGCUCAGAGGAUAGGAAAUGAAAUAAUGAAUAAACCCAGCUUUGGUGUAGGCCAAUCCAACAUGGAUUUAAGUGCACCAAACAUUGAUAUGGGUUCGCCAAUCAUUGGAAAAUGUGAGGCCAACAUUAGAACUGAAAAUGCAUUAAGUCAGAUAAAGCCACCUAGUGGUACGAAUUUGAUUCAAUCAACUGAGGACAAUAAAAACUUCAUCGUACUUGUACCAAAUAUAAACAGCGGACACGCUCAGUUCACAAGCAUUGCAAACAAUGGAUUGAACUCAUUUUCUCCAAGUAUUGAUGGAACAGUUUCCCAGUCAGUGCAAGGUGCAGGUGUGGGUCUAAGUCACUUGACAUCUUUUGCUUCAAAUGUGAACACGGCAUUUACUGCACUGACCAAAAGCGAGCACAAUCUUGUCACACCAACACGAAGUAGUCAAUCUGCAUUUCAAAGUCUUACUGAGGGUUCUACACCAUUGGCGGAUUAUUCCGAAAUAGUUCUGAAACAAGAAAGGAUUUCACCUACCUUUGACUUGGAGUCAAAAAAGUAGAAAUUUGCUUGGGGAAAAGUCAUUGUUUUGAUAAACAUUAUUUUGUUAAAGUUGUCAGAUGGUUAAAUAUCGAAAACAAAUAUUAUUGACUGAAUUGUGAACAAAGUUUUUAUGACAAUGAUAAAAGGUCAUUAAGAUGCACAUCAGAGUUAUAUUGAUUAUAAUUAUCUAAUAAUUGUGACAGAAAAUUAUAACCUAAAAAACUUUGAUAAUAUUUCUCAAAAUUGAAUGUUUAAAUUAACAAAAUUAUGUUUAUAUAUUUAUAUGCGGAUUGUUUUUUUUGGUGUUUGUUCAUAAAACUAAGUAAAAAAAGUUGGAAAAGAUUAUUGCAAGCAUAGAUUCUAUGAUGGAGUCUCUUCAAUUUUGGCGUUUUAUAUAUACAUGUACUUUGUUAUUCACUCAGUCAUAAUUGUUAUUAUGUCUGGAUUGAUUUUGCUUUGUAAGGUGCUGAUUAUAGACAUAAAAUAUUUAUUAUUUGAAAAAUAUGACUUGAUGAAUUAAAGUAUAUAUAUUAAGAAUCAGAUAAUAAACAAUUGUAUUAGGUGAUAGCCGCGGUCAAUAAUGAUUUUGUGGUCAAUAUGAGCUGCAUUUUCACAGCUAAAAAGUAAAUAACUGUUUCUUUACAUGAUACAGCAUGAUACAUUAUGAUGAUAAAUUGUUUCCGGACUAUAAAAAGGCAGGUCAAUAGGGCAUUUUAUUUUGUUUACGAAAAAUGAUUUUCGUCCAAUCAUGGACGGUUUAUUUAUAUAUCAUGUAAUUAUCUGAAUUAUUUGUAGCCUGUCUGUUUUGAUAGAAAGUAGUUGUUUUUAGGUCUUGACUGCAGUAUUUGAAUGAUUUCGGAGCUGUAAUUUGUUAGGAUUCUCCAUUUUUACGCCAUUUUGUAAAAAAGAUCUGUUAAUGGUUGUACUGUAUAAGAAGAAAAAAAAGAUCAGAAUUGGACAGAAAGUAGCCAAAAUGUAUGCAUUUUCGCGUGCAAUAUGUAUAUCUAAAAUCCAUUUGAUAUAUAUGUUUAUGACGUAACAUUUCAUUAGAAACUGAAACUGCCCUUUCCUUACAAAAUUCUCCUUUGGAAGGGCCCAAGCCCCAUUCAUCAUGAGUGGAAUAACAGCCCUCUAUUCUGUGAUUCAGCCACUAUGGAAUCAUGUGAUUCAGCCACUAUGGAAUCAUGUGAUUCAGCCACUAUGGAAUCAUGUGAUUCAGCCACUAUGGAAUCAAAGAUUUUGGAACAUAACAUAUUUGGUAAACUAUAUAUUUUUGAUUACUUUGUAAACUAUAUUUAUUAUGAAAAUGGCAAAGAGCUAUUCCAUUUAAGCAUGUUAAUUUUUUUAUAACGCCCGGGGGUAAGGGGGUAAAGUUAUAAAAUAUACCACCCCUGUACAAAAGCAAAUUUUGACCCUGAAAAAAAAAAGAAACCCACCCAUAUAUACUAUAAUUGCCUUUUCCCCUCGGCUUAUAAGUUUUCCUGGAAAUAUGUCAAAGGAAAUAUUAUGACCAUUGCAGAACAUGGAACUCCAAACAAAAGCUUAUUUAACCUUCUGCUUAGUUAUUAUUAUUUUUAAAAUAUAAAUAAAUUUGUAUGCAAUUUAUUCUUACAUUGGAUUAUUGAUUUAUUUGAUUGUUUGACAGUAUUUAUAAUUCAACUGUGGCGAUCAAUUUUAUUGUUGCCAGUGUAUUUAUACCAUACAGUAACAUUAAUGUGUUCUUUAUAUUUUUUUAUUAUGUACAUGUUAUAAAACCAUUUGCAUUUUUGCAAGUCUAUUUGAUACUAUUGUUUCUUUAUAUACAUUCCAUUACAUAAAAACAGUUUUGUAUGCCUAAAAGUGUGUAUUUACUCAUGUUGCGUUUCAGUAAUUAAAACGAUA
Mya arenaria is the source of this 4174-nucleotide messenger RNA. Its product is annotated as zinc finger protein 37-like. NCBI's taxonomy places the organism in Eukaryota, Metazoa, Mollusca, Bivalvia, Myida, Myidae. Bases 60 to 2312 code for a protein of 750 amino acids. The transcript is spliced from 8 exons. Gene Ontology annotation, molecular function: DNA-binding transcription factor activity, RNA polymerase II-specific; RNA polymerase II cis-regulatory region sequence-specific DNA binding. Gene Ontology annotation, biological process: regulation of transcription by RNA polymerase II. Gene Ontology annotation, cellular component: nucleus. The record is from RefSeq and is a predicted model, not a curated record.